Molecule: messenger RNA, 2947 nt
Organism: Sander lucioperca (pikeperch)
Lineage: Eukaryota; Metazoa; Chordata; Actinopteri; Perciformes; Percidae
Gene: cd82b
Product: CD82 molecule b
Exons: 9
Coding region: 164-934 (256 amino acids)
Cellular component (GO): membrane
Source: RefSeq, a predicted model, not a curated record
GGUGUGAACACUUUCCCAGACACACACACACAUGCGGACAUUCACAAGUCUUGUUUCUCACCAGAUAACGUUACGCUUUAGUCACCCAGCUAGCAGGGCAGAAGACGGUCGACCCUCAGCCAACUGUUAUCACCUUUUGGAGAAGAAAUAAAAAAGCACAGCCAUGGGGAAAGGAUGCAUUACAGUCACCAAGUACUUUCUAUUCCUCUUCAACCUCCUCUUCUUUAUCUUCGGAGCAGUGAUCAUGGGCUUUGGCCUGUGGGUCCUCUUUGAUAACCAGAGCUUCAUUGCUGUUCUACAGGAAUCAUCAGAUACGGUGAAAGUGGCUGCCUACAUCCUCAUCGGAGUGGGUUCCUUGUCAAUGGCCAUGGGCUUCUUUGGCUGCAUAGGAGCCGUCUACGAAAUUCGUUGUCUGCUGGGUCUGUACUUCACCUGCCUCCUGCUCAUCCUCAUCGCCCAGGUCACUGCUGGAGUUCUCAUCUACUUCCAAAGAGAUCGGUUGAAAUAUGAGAUGUCCAACAUCAUAAAAGGCAUGCUAAUCAACUACACUGGUCAGAACAGAACCACAGAGCACACCUGGGACUACGUUCAGAGGACGAUGCAGUGCUGUGGAUGGACAGGUCCAGGCAACUGGUCUGAGAACAUUUUGAUCAAGAACAGCUCUCAGAACCUCUACUCCUGUUCCUGUCGCAAUGACUCCCUGCCUGGCGCAGACAUCAAGGACGUAGGCCUGUGUGUGCACCUAUCCACAGAACUACCCAUCUAUAAAACGGGCUGUGCAACCAGCGUGGAGAAAUGGCUCCUGGACAACUGUGGAGUUAUUCUGGGAAUCUGUGUUGGUGUGGCAGUCAUUGAGCUCCUUGGGAUGAUCCUCUCCAUGUGUCUGUGCAAGAGUGUUGUCGUGGAGGAUUAUACCAAAGUACCGAAGUACUGAGCUGAAGACAGAGCCAGCUUCACACCACACACAGAUGGAUGGACUCUUUUCCUCUCUCUCUCUCUCUCUCUCUCUCUCUCUCUCUCUCUCUCUCUCUCUCUCUCUCUCUCUCUCUCUCUCUCUCUCUCUCUUUCUUUCUUUCUCUCCUCUCUCUCUUUCUCUCUCUUUCUUUCUCUCCUCUCUCUUUCUCUCUCUUUCUCUCUCCUUGUCUCACAUUCUUAUGAACACACACACACACACAAAUAAGACAGCUGUCUCAACCAUUUGAGCUUCUCCUUCCUUGACAGCUGUGCAAAUUUCUCACGCCCCACACAAACACACACACACACACACACACACACACACACACCUCAAUCAAGCUAUGACACUUGUUGGAAAUGCUUCCACAAGUAACCAUUGUUGUCUUUUUUUAAGGAGACUUUUUUGAUGUUUUGGUAAUAUCUUUUGGUGGAGGCCUGAGAAAUUUGCGGUGUGAUACUAUGCAAAUGUUCAUUUAUGUGUUGUUUUGUUUUCCUUGGCUGACCUCAAUGAAGCGCUUAACAUAGUAGUAGAGAGAGCACUUUAGUGACAUUUGCUGAGCUGAGAGCCGGAGCAUCCUCUGACUCUAGGGCAUGGAGAUGAGAGGGAGACUGAAGGGUGUGGGUGGGUGCGAGGUCGACGCACUCGAGGAUUAGUCCCACUUUGUGAUCGUGCAGCUGGUAUUUUUGGUGCAGAGGGUGGAGGAGAGGCCCGGGGCUGAGCCUGGGCAGGGCUGCUGUGGUGGAGGUUUUGGCUUCUGUCAUGAGCUCCUUGUACCCAGUAGUCCUGAUAUUAACCUCCGUUUACACCCACCACCUCCUCCUCCUCCUCCUCCCUCCCGCUAUCCAUUAUUUUUUAGAGUCUCUAAAUCACGUCUCUGUCCUCCUCUCAAGUGUGUCUGACUGGUAAAUAGUAGCUUUCCAAAAUGACUAGUUUUGCAUGAAGUAAGUAUGUGUAUGAUGUGUUGAGUGAGUAUUUUAUUUCUUAUUUUAUAUUCUCAUGUCAUCUCUGUUUUUUUACAACUGUAUAUAUAUAUAUAUAUGACUGGUAAGGGAUUAUGGCACUUCAGUGCUUGGUCAACGUUUAUGGGAAAGCUGUUAGCCACAUGCUGUUGUUGUAAGAGUGCUAUUGUUCUUCGUUUCCUUUCUUUUGUUUUUGAUGUACAGAAUAUGGCUGCCACAGCAGCUCGUCAGCACUAUUUUGGUCUGAAUCAGAGAAAUUGGAACCCUUAGAGUGAAUCUGUCAUCACUAAAGCUAUAUUUUAAUUUCUUUAUGACAGCAUGAGUUUGUGAACUGGUAACAUACCAUAGCGCCUGCCCCAAACAUCUUAAUUAAUCCUUAAUUUAUCCUCACACCUGCCUUCAUUUAGAAAAAUCUUGUUUUCAUCAUAAUAGCAGUAACUUGAAAAUGGCAGCUGUGUGACCACAAAGUAUUUUCCCUUCUCUGCAUGAUAGUUUGUUUUCCCAGAAGUCACUUUGCCUAGUUUUUCAUAUAAUCGGUAACAAGAGCAAGAGAAAAACAUUAACCCUUUGCUAAAGAAAUGUUUUGCAAAAAUGUUGCUUUGAGUUUCCUCAUCUCACUUCUCGUUAUUUCAGUGCUUCCACUUCAUUUCAAACACAAUAUAUUAUUGCUGAAUUUAUGGUUAAAUUAGUGGAUAGAUUGCACUUUUAGGUGGUUUAUGUCUCAUAUGAGUCAUUUCAAAUUAUGUCCAUCACUCUGCAAUGACAUGAGGGCAGAAAGUGUCCAUUUAACAAAACAGUUUUGUCUGUCAAAAUUGGUCAGCCUCUAUUUUAUGACCUGCCAAAUUCAAACAUUAAUUUAUCUUAAUUAGAUAUGAAGGCUCUUUAUUGUGUGUUUAAGAUAUUUUUACACUUUUACAAAAAAAAAUGAAUGACUUUGUUUAGAAGAAAAAAUAUAAGUACGCCAUGUAUAAAAACAAAUGUUUCUUUUUUAUUCUUGAGAAUUAUUAAUAAAGCUGAAUCCACUAGAAUCCAU